AUGCCUGACGACGAUUUUGACAUCUACGGCGAAGACGACGGCUUUGGCUCUGCCAUGGGCCCUGAGAUUACGAAUGAGUACGAAGAGCAGAAUGUAGAAGAGCCGCCAACGCCGAUCAAUGAACCCUCUGUGGGUGAAAAGCGUCCUCGUGAGGAAGAAGCGCCCGAGAACGCCCCUCAAGAAAUCGCGGCAGAAACAUCGAAAUCUCCGAAUGCUAACUCAAGCUCGUCUGCUUUGAACCCUGCAAACCUUGGUCAUGGGGCGAUGAAUGGCAACCUUGGUGCAGGACUAUCUAAUAUGCCAUCCAACAUGGAUGCUUUGUACAUCGGUGAUUUGCAAUGGUGGACUACGGAUGAAGAUUUGCGCAAGGCCACUUUAAAUAUUGGUGUUAAUAUCGAACUCAAAGACAUCACAUUCUCCGAACAUAAGGUCAACGGGAAGAGCAAAGGAAUCGCGUAUGUUGAAUGCCACAGCCCAGAAAAUGCGAAUUUGAUCAAGAACUGGUUCGAUAAGAAUGACUUUCAGGGUCGACGUGCGAGUACGAGUCUCACGACUUCACAGCAGGGAAAUCCGUUCCGUACAUUGCCAAAAGAGCCGCCUCAACGAGAUGGCCGGGCGGGAAACCAAAAUCAAGUCGGACGAGGUGGCUUCCGUGGCAAUCAACCGAAUAACAACAUGGGUAUGCAGCAAUCACGAGGUGGUGGCCCACAGGGUAUGAUGCGCGGCAAUGGUCCACUGAGCGGAGGUACAAUGACUGGGCUACCUAACGUACCAGCCGUGAACAUGAAUAUGAUGAACAUGAUGGGAGCCAUGGCAAAUCAGUUUGGAGGAAACAUGCCGUUUGCUGGUAGGGGCGGAGGAGGUAUGAUUCCUCAGGGACCAAGAGGCGGAAUGAUGAAUGGGAACUUUGGUGGGAGAGGUGGAGGCAUGAUGGGCGGUGGAAUGGGUAUGGGUAUGGUACCCACAGGUCCAAUGGGUGGUCGAGGCGGGUUCGGUGGACAGGGAGGUGGGGGACACUUCAAUCCAGCGUUCAUGCAGAAUCAGAAUGCUGGACAGUUUGGACCAGAUGGGCCAAGGAAGCGCUUCAGGAUGGAGCAGAGCGGCUGA
Molecule: messenger RNA, 1107 nt
Organism: Fomitiporia mediterranea MF3/22
Lineage: Eukaryota; Fungi; Basidiomycota; Agaricomycetes; Hymenochaetales; Hymenochaetaceae
Exons: 7
Coding region: 1-1107 (368 amino acids)
Biological process (GO): mRNA alternative polyadenylation
Cellular component (GO): mRNA cleavage and polyadenylation specificity factor complex
Molecular function (GO): mRNA binding
Source: RefSeq, a predicted model, not a curated record